Humulus lupulus (European hop) is the source of this 1725-nucleotide messenger RNA. RefSeq lists its product as uncharacterized. The transcript has 2 exons. Lineage: Eukaryota; Viridiplantae; Streptophyta; Magnoliopsida; Rosales; Cannabaceae. The record is from RefSeq and is a predicted model, not a curated record. Bases 1 to 1725 code for a protein of 574 amino acids.
AUGGAUAGCAUUGCAAUUGUAAUCCAACACAGUGGGCAAUGGGAUGAAAACAGAAGAAACUAUAUCAACUUUGAAGUUUGUGGUUUACUCAUUCCAAAUAGUUGCACCUACAACAACUUGGUUGGAAUAAUAUGUGAACAGUUGAAGUUGCAACCAGAAUCAACAGUUUUAAAAAUCGAGUAUCAAGUUAGAGAAGGAAACCCUACUUUCAAAAUUGUUGAUGAUUCGCAAUUGAUGUUCUACAUGGACUUGAAGAAAAAGGAAACAGAUUUAACAAAAUAUCCAUUGUGCCUCACAACUGAGAUCAAUUCAAUUAGGCAAUCAUUCUUCUCAAAUAGGAGUACAACAACACAUAAUCAACUGUAUGAUGAAGUUGCACAAGCAGAAGGAGAGGCAUCAAAUUCAGAUGAUGAACUAGUUCUUGAUUGUGGUGCCAAAGAAGUUGUAGGCUUUAUUGAUUAUGCAAACUCGGUCUCCAACCAAAUUAUAGAAAUGCUAGACAAAAGAAAUGAUGAAGAAGAAGUGAUUGACAUUGAUGAAGAUUUGGUAAUCAACAACAAGCACCACCAAGAGAUUUCUUUGUCUCAAAUCUACAAAGACAAAGAUACUUUGAAGACAGUAUUGAGCCACUAUGCAAUCAGCAAUCAUUUCCAAUAUUGUGUGCAAAAGUCUUGCAAAAAGGAGUAUGUUGUUGCUUGCCUUGACAAAAAUUGCAAGUGGAUGUUACGAGCUUCAAGGAAUGGAAACACAAAUCAAUUCAUAAUUAGAAGGUUUAGCCACAUUCACACAUGUGCAUUGGAAAUAAGAUUAAAAAACCAACGUCAGGCAACCUCGACAAUCAUUGCAGAUAUGAUCAAGCACAAGUUCACAGACAUCAAAACAAAGUACACAGCUACAGUUAUUGUUAGGGACUUGAAACAUGAUCAUGAAGUGCAAGUCAAAUACAGCAAAGCUUGGAGGUCUAGAGAAAAAGCUAUUGAAAAAGUGAAUCUUAUGCAGAAUUGCCUAGUUAUUUCAUUGAAUGCUUCAAUUAAAGGCUGGAACUAUUGCGUACCUGUUGUAAUAGUUGAUGGGACUUUUUUAAAAUCAACAUAUGGAGGGACAUUACUGGUUGCAGCCACUCAAGAUGCAGAAGGUAGAAUCUUCCCCCUAGCAUUUUGUGUAGUUGAUUCAGAGAAUGAUGAUUCUUGGGAGUGGUUCUUUGAGAAUAUCAAGAAAGCUUAUGGUGUAAGAGAAUGCAUGAGCAUUGUAUCUGAUCGACAUGAAAGCAUCAUAAAAGCAACCAACACAGUGUACCCAGAAGUACCACAUGGGGCUUGCACCUUCCAUCUGCUAAAAAACAUGAAAAGCAAGUUCAAAAAGAACUCAAAAAAGUUCAAGGAUACAUUUUUCGCAGCUGCAAAUGCAUACACUGUCAAAAAGUUUGAGUACCACAUGAGAGAACUUGAUAUGAUUGGCAAUAGGCUACAACCUUACCUACAAAAUAUUGGCUACAACAGAUGGGCAAGAGUUCACUCACCACACAAUAGAUACUCAAACAUGACAUCGAACAUUGCCGAAUCCUUGAAUUCUGCAAUCGUAGUAGUAAGAGAGCUACCAAUUUGUACAAUGCUAGAGGGUUUACGAGGUUUGGUUCAACAAUGGAGUUGGACUAAUAGGAAGAUAGCAAAUGCAACCUCCACCAAGUUGACUGAGAAGCAUGAAGGGAUCUUGAAUGACAACUAG